Messenger RNA from Seriola dumerili (greater amberjack), 5198 nucleotides. RefSeq names its product echinoderm microtubule associated protein like 4 (gene eml4). NCBI's taxonomy places the organism in Eukaryota, Metazoa, Chordata, Actinopteri, Carangiformes, Carangidae. The transcript has 24 exons. The record is from RefSeq and is a predicted model, not a curated record. Gene Ontology annotation, molecular function: microtubule binding. Gene Ontology annotation, biological process: microtubule cytoskeleton organization. Gene Ontology annotation, cellular component: mitotic spindle. The coding region runs from base 325 to 3318 and encodes 997 amino acids.
UCUGCCAGAGCAGGCGGAGUCGGAAACGCGCAGCAGCGUCGGUCCGUCGUGUCUGCGGCUCCGCGGAUUCUCUCGCCUCCCUCUCGGCUGUCGGAUCCUCCGGGGAACGGCUUCUUCUUCCAGCCCGCGGGAAAGCGGCGGAUCUUCGGCCUCACGGACGGACGGACCCGGCGGGCAGCGCGGCGGGGACAUACCCGGCUCGGCUCGGCUCGGCUCGCUUCCUCCUCCUCCCCCGGUGCGGUGGAAAAACCCGGACGGAGGCCCGCAGUGUGCGCUCAGCCUCCCGCAGGCCUCCGGCCCGGACUCCCGCUUUUCUCCCGGAAAAUGGACGGAUUCACCGGCAGUUUAGAUGACAGUAUGUCCGGAGCGAGUGUCUCAGAUGUCAACGAUCGUCUCUCUGCUCUGGAGCUCCGUGUCCAGCAGCAGGAGGAUGAGUUGACGGUCAUGAAAGCUGCUCUUGCCGACGUCCUGCGGCGUCUCGCUGCCUCUGAAGACUCCGCUGCCUCCACGACCAAAAAACAGCAAGGAGGGAAAGGUGGUGCUGCUCUGCGUGAAGCCUACUCGAUGUCCUGUAUCGCUAACGGGGGAACAUCUGGACGAAAGAGAGACUCCACAUCUGUCACCAGGAAGGAGACGUUGUCAUCCGCCGCCAAGAGUGGAGCAGACAGGAAAAAGGAGGUCAGCAGCCAGCGGUCACAGAUGGAGGAGAUCCAGGAGCGUGAGGAACCACCUCACCCAAAGGACUCGUCCCCCUCUCCCUCCUCCCCCCACCCUCCCCAGACCUCUCAGACCCCCCAGCCACAGAGACCGACCCAGUCCGCAGACAGCAGUAAAGGCCACGCCCCUCCGAAAAGGGGACCCAGUGUGAAGCGGUCCUCAGGUAUGGAGCGUUCUCAGAGCAGCACCUGGGAGAGUUCAGAGGAAAACAGGAACAAACUGGUGAAAGCUGCAUCCACCUCCAAGCUGCUGGCCAAGGUGGUCAAGAACGCUGAGAGGCACAAAGACCCAGUGGUCAGUCAAGCCAAAAUGUCGACCCGAGAGAAAAACAGCCAAGCUGAGGGGAACCUCAUCAAGAUGUUCAUGCGUGGUCGACCGAUCACCAUGUUCAUCCCGUCAGACGUGGAGAGCUACGUCGACGUUCGGACAGAACUUCCUCCAGAGAGACUGAAGCUGGAGUGGGUGUACGGUUACCGUGGCCGAGACUGCAGAGCGAACGUCUACCUCCUUCCAACUGGAGAGAUUGUUUACUUCAUCGCCUCCGUCGUGGUUCUGUUCAACUACGAGGAGCGGACUCAGAGACAUUACCUCGGACACACCGACUGUGUCAAGUGUCUGGCCAUCCAUCCUGAUAAGAUCCGGAUCGCUACGGGACAGAUCGCCGGUGUGGACAAAGACGGACGGGCGCUGCAGCCUCACGUUCGUAUCUGGGACAGCGUCAGUCUGUCGACUCUGCAGGUCAUCGGUUUGGGAACGUUCGAGCGAGGAGUCGGCUCCCUGGCUUUCUCCAAAGCUGACUCUGGUCAGCACCUCAGUGUGAUUGACGACUGUAACGAUCACAUGUUGACAGUUUGGGAUUGGCAGAAGAAAUCAAAGAUCGCUGAAAUCAAGACCACUAACGAGGUGGUCCUGGCCGUGGAGUUCCACCCCACCGACCCGAACACCAUCGUCACCUGCGGAAAGUCCCACAUCUUCUUCUGGACCUGGACCGGGACCUCACUGGCUCGUAAACAGGGAAUCUUUGGGAAAUACGAGAAGCCGAAGUUCAUCCAGUGUCUGGCCUUCCUGAGCACUGGAGACAUCCUGACCGGAGACUCUGGAGGAAUCCUGCUGGUCUGGACCAGGAGCUCCUCUGAGACACCCACUGGGAAGGGACCGAGAGCGUUUCAGAUCAGUCGGCAGGUCAAAGGUCAUGAGGGAAGUGUUUUCUGUAUGUGUGAGAUGAGGAGUGGCACUCUGCUGACCGGAGGAGGGAAAGACCGGAAAAUUAUCCUGUGGGACCACGAGCUGAGAGCUGACCGAGACAUCGAGGUACCGGAUCAGUACGGAACCAUCAGAGCGGUGUCCGAGGGGAAGGGGGAAGAGUUUCUGGUCGGGACGUCUCGUAACUUCAUCUUGAGAGGAACCUUCAACGACGGCUUCCUCGUGGAGGUCCAGGGUCACACAGACGAGCUGUGGGGGCUGGCGUCUCACCCGUCCAGAGGGAUGUUCCUGACGUGCGCUCAGGACCGGCUGGUCUGCCUCUGGAACUCGGUGGAUCACAGUCUGCAGUGGAGCCGCUCGGUCGAGGAACAUGGACACUGUGCAGACUUCCAUCCCAGUGGAGCUGUGGUCGCCAUAGGAACGCACUCGGGAAAGUGGUACGUUCUGGAUGCGGAGACCACAGACCUGGUGGCGAUCCACACUGACGGUAACGAGCAGCUGUCAGUGAUGCGUUUCUCUGUAGAUGGAAGUCUGCUGGCUGUUGGAUCUCAUGAUAACUUCAUAUACCUCUACACUGUCUCAGAGAGAGGACGAAAGUACAGCCGCUACGGGAAAUGCACAGGACAUUCCAGCUACAUCACACACCUGGACUGGUCACCUGACAACAACUUCAUCAUGUCCAACUCUGGAGACUACGAGAUCCUCUACUGGGACGUUCCAAACGGCUGUAAACUGAUCAGAAACCGUUCAGAGUGUAAAGACAUCGACUGGGCGACGUACACCUGUGUACUGGGAUACCACGUAUUUGGUGUGUGGCCGGAGGGUUCAGACGGCACCGACAUCAACGCUCUGAUCAGAUCUCACAACAGGAAGGUGAUUGCUCUGGCUGACGACUUCUGUAAAGUUCACCUGUUUGCCUACCCAUGCUCCACGCCCAAGGCUCCGAGCCAUAAGUACAGCGCCCACAGCAGUCAUGUGACCAAUGUCAGCUUCCUGUAUAACGACAGUCACCUGGUCUCGACGGGGGGGAAAGACACCAGCAUCAUGCAGUGGCGUUUGGUGGAGAAAUCUUCGCUCUCUCUCACCGACGGCCUCCUCUCUAACUCCGCCCCCCGCCGGGCGGACCCCACCUUCCACCCGGCCCCUCCCGCCGUAGCCACGCCCGCACAGGAACCCGUCCCUCCCCCGACAGCCAACGGGACCCAAGAGGAACCCUCUCCAGAAACUCCGCCCCCACUAGAGCUAGCCCCGCCAGCCUCUGAGUUAACCCCGCCCCACUCAGAGUCGACUCCGCCCCCCUCGGACAGCACAGUGAGCCUGAAGGACAGCCUGGAGCCGAGCGACGACACGGCCACACCCAGUGACGAGGGGCUGCCCCCCCUCACGCCCCCCUCAUAGACAGAGAGUCCCUGUGUGUGUGAGUGUUGUGGUACAGCUAUCUUUGUGAGGACCAGACUGAGCUACACACCUUCUGAGGACAACUUCAGAAGGUGUGCUGCAACUUCAUCAUAGCUAUUUAUAAGAGGAUAUUUUUACAAGGUAGGGACAUUUUCCUCACUUCGUAUCAGACAUGUCAAAUGGGCCUCAGUAAGGGUUAAUACAAACAUAUAUGAACAGACAGAUGAUUCAGUGUGACCUCACUUCCUGAGGAUAUCAUUAUUUCUAAUGUCCCUCCAGAAUAAAAGUCCACAAUCCAGUUAGAAAGCAGAGAAAAAAAGAGGCUGCAGAAGUUCAUUCAGAAUCCUUCUGUUUUUAAGUUUCCUUCAGUAUCACAGUGAUCCGGACAGUUGUCUGAACACCCAUGAUGCAUUGCAAACAUCAGCUGAUCUCAGCUGAUUCGGCUGCUGUUAAUGGGGCAGUUUGCCAGUGGUUAUAGUGUAACGUUAGUGUUGGCGGGGGAGGUUGUUGGGUGAGGGAGGGGGGUGCAUUAUGACAAUGAGGGUCCUCACAAGUGUAGAAGUACAAAUGUGUGUAUGUGUGCGUCAGGACUCAAACCUUGCGGCUGCAGAGUCACAUGGUUUCUCUCUUCUAUCAGCUGUUCAGAUAAAUGUUCAAUUUCCGUUUUUGAACAAACGUGUGAAGUCACAGUUUCAAACACCUGGAGAGUCCUGAUUUACCUGAGGGGAGACCACAGGAGGGGACAUUACCUGACACACACCUGUCACAUCUGGAGACUCUCAUCCGUAGUUUAUUUUUAAAAUCAUACCUUACCCAGGUAUAUACCCAGUUGAAAGGAUUGAAACUACAGGACAGGUGAGACAGGUGUGUCUGAGGUAAUUGUUUCUCCACCAAUCAGAGCAGGGCAGAUGAAGAGGAAGUGUUGGGGAUCAGAGAAAACCUGCAAGUCUUAAAUGUCUUUUAGAAAUGUUUUUUUUAAUUCUUUGAAGAGAAAAACUGCCUCUAAUCAUGUUUUUAUUGGUGUGUAAUAAUGAUAAACAAAUAUCGAUUUUUGAUUCCUAACAAUUAUUGAUCAUGUAAUCAUGUAAAUUGAUGAUUCUAAAAACACAAACACUGAUGGAUUUCGAUCAUUCAACACAACUUUAUUGAAUGUUUUAUUUUUUCAAACCACCAAACUCAGCUCUUCUGCAUUUCACAAUAAAAGCCCUCCACUACAGGAGGCUUUUAAUGUAAAAAUAUGUGACACAUGAAACCAGAGAACAUGGAGGUUUCAGACUAAAGUAUGAUUGAAUACAAAAAAAAUGUGUCUCUGACAUGAACUGGAGGAGAGAAUGCAUCCUACCACUCCCAGGAUGCAUUUCACUAACGAACAGCCAAUGACAAAGUUUCACAUUCUUUUGUCUCUCAAUUUGUCAGUACGUCACCUGAGGCAGGUGAGGAUCAGUCUAGAGUCAGGAGAUUGAUGUAAACAGUAAGUAAAUAGAAAGUAAACAGGAAACAUGGAACCUCCAGAGUAAACGCUGUGACUGACAUGUUUUGUUUUUAAUAAUGAAACAGAUAAUCAACAGAAGCGGAUCAGACUGAGACGUCUCUCUGACAGGAUCUGUGUUUGUAUAUACUGCAGAUGUCUGUGUGUAUAUUUCUGUUCACCACCGGGGGGGCAGCAGCUCCUCAGCUACACUGUAAAAAUACAUCCGACACUCACAUCUCUCAGCCAAUCAGGUUACAGGAAAUGCAAAGCUCCUCUCCUCUGAUUGGCUGGUUUUCAGUGACUCACUGAAUGACUGCUGAUGAUGAUUGUUUUUGUGUCUUCUGGACCAUUUCUGCUCAAAUGUUUUCUGAAUGUUGGGAUGAUGAUGUCACUCCAGGGGGGCUGGGUU